AGAGAGAGAGGCAGAGGAGAGUGAGCAGAACCAGUGUGAGUGAAACCAGAAUCAGCCUCGCGGAGGAGGAAAAAAGGUGAGGACAAAGGAGAUAACAUGGACGGGAAAGGAAUAUUUCCGUUUAACGAGGCAGCGGAGAGGAGAUUCUGGUCGUCUUGCACAUAGUUGAAGUCAAACGGAAGACCCUUCCCCGUUUUUGUUCAUGCCGUGCCUGGAGAACUCACACGGCAAGCUCGAAAGGCGGAAAACAGUUUUCAAUCCGUCCGCAGAUUGUGCGAGCUUGCCAUGGCUGUAGCAGGGCGAUGUGGAAGCAUAAAGGAUAACGUACCUCUUUGUUUUUAUUUCAUCGGUCUUUUUGUACUCAGUGGCCUUACAAAUGCACAAAUUCGCUACACCAUUCCAGAGGAGCUGGAGACUGGGGCUGUCGUUGGGGAUAUCGUUCGAGAUCUGGGGCUCGACCUGAGAAAGCUAUCGGCUCGCCGGAUCCGAAUAAGCUCGGAUAACGCGAGGCGGUACUUCAGUAUCAACCACAAAACCGGUAAGCUUUUUGUUAGUGACAGGAUCGACCGCGAGACGCUCUGUGAGUUCAGCGGCACCUGCGUUCUUAGCCUCGAGGUGAUUGUAGAAAACCCACUCGAGCAACACAACGUGGAGGUUGAAAUUUUGGACGUGAACGACAACGCGCCGCUUUUCCCCAGAGAUGAAUAUCAACUGGAGGUAUCCGAGGCGGCUCAGCCAGGCGCGCGGUUCCCCAUCGAAGGCGCGCAGGACUCCGACGACGUCUCAAAUUCCAUUCGCCAUUAUCGCCUCUCGCCCAACGAGCACCUUGCACUGGACUCAAACAAACCACCUGCUAAUGGGAAGCACAUCGAGCUCAUUUUAAAAAAACCGUUCGACCGGGAGCUGGUCCCAUCCCAUCAGCUUGUUCUCACGGCGACCGAUGGCGGCUCUCCCCCGCGCACUGGCACAGCUAAAAUCAACGUGCGUGUUUUGGACACAAAUGACAACGUGCCAAAGUUCGACAGCUCCGUAUACAAAGUGAAGCUGCGGGAGAAUUCUCCCCUUGGCGCGCUGGUGAUAAAACUGAACGCCACCGAUCGGGAUGAAGGCACAAAUGGAGAAGUUUAUUACUCUUUCAGUUCAUACACGCCGGAAAGGGUUCGGCAGAUGUUUAGCUUGGACACGGACACGGGUGAAAUUCGUGUCAGGAGCAAUGUGGAUUACGAGGAGACAAACAGCUAUGAAAUGUACAUCCAGGCUAUGGACCGGGGCCAUGGGGCAGUAGCUGUGCACUGUAAGGUUGUGGUGGAGGUGCUGGACGUAAAUGACAACCCUCCUGAGAUUGUGCUGUCCACUCUGUCCAGUCCAGUGAGGGAGGAUGCUCGAGCAGAUGCUGUGGUGGCCCUGAUCAGUGUCAAUGACCGUGAUUCUGGCCAAAACAAACAUGUCACCUUAGACAUCAUCCCUCCCAACCUCCCCUUUAAAAUCAAAUCAUUCCGUAACCAUUACACUAUAGUCACCUCUGCCUUCCUGGACAGGGAGAUGGUGUCAUCCUAUAAUGUCACAGUUACUGCAGUUGACGGUGGAACGCCGCCUCUGUCCUCUUCAAUGACCGUACGUGUGGAUGUGGCGGAUGUGAACGACAAUCCGCCUCGUUUCGAGCAGACGUCGUACACUGUUUACGUCACGGAGAACAACACUCCGAGUGCUGCCUUGUGUGUUGUCAAGGCCACAGAUCCCGAUGCCAACGAGAACGCACGCAUCACCUACACCGUCCUCAGUGACAACAACCACGGCAUCUCGGUGGGCUCAUACGUGUCGGUCAAACCUGCCACAGGCGAGGUAUAUGCGUUGCGCUCUUUCGACUUCGAGAAGCUGCGCGAGUUUCACUUCCAGGUCAAAGCUCAAGACAACGGCGUGCCGCCUCUGAGCCGGGUGGCAACGGUCUAUGUUUACAUCAUGGACGCCAAUGACCAUGCGCCUCGGUUCGUUCACCCUGUGGCAAAUGUGACUCACGUGACGGAGACCGUCCUACGGAACGCGGAGGCAGACACGCUAGUGACGCGUGUCCUGGCGUGGGACGGAGACGCAGGACAGAACGCCUGGUUGCUCUACGCGCUCGAUCACCCACCCGAGCUCGACCUGUUCAAGGUACACGAGCACACGGGUGAGAUCCGCACCACGCGCCGCGUGACCGAGGACAACUCCACCGUCGUCAGCCUCACGGUGCACGUGAGGGACCGUGGGUCGCCUCCUCGUUCCACCUCCGCUGUCAUUAACGUGGCCGUCAUGGAACUCCCACCGAAGGUGACCCCUGACCCCAAGCGCAUCAUCAGGCCCCACGGCACCCUCAUCUUCUCCAACGUCACGCUGUACCUCAUCGUCGCGCUUACCGCAACCACCUUCGUCUUCUUGGUCACCGUCUUCGUCCUGGCCAUCGUUCGCUGCCACGCCUACUGUAGCCAGCCGGAUGCGUGCUCCUGCUCGCCCUGCUGUGGCUCCAAGGAGAAGAAACCACCCAAAGAGGGUGGAGGGGGUGGAGGAGGUGGGGCCUCAGGUGGAGGUGGAGGUGGAGGAAGCUCUGGGGGCGGAAACCAGCAGCAGCAGCAGCAGCAGCAGCAGGCCGUAGCCCUGCGGCGGGACCUUAAAGUAGAACCUCACUAUAUCGAGGUCCGAGGGAACGGCUCUCUGACCAAAACCUACUGCUACAAGACCUGCCUGACCGCCACUUCAGGAAGUGACACGUUCAUGUUCUACAACAUGGGCCGCCCGCUGAGCGGGACCUGGGGCUCGGGGGCCGAUCGGUUCUUCACAAGCCAGAGUGGCCAGUUUGUACGCAGGCUGAGUAUGCCAGAUGCCACUGCCAUACAGCCCAAGGCCCCCAGUAGCGACUGGAGAUACUCUGCUUCGCUCAGAGCAGGAAUGCAAAGCUCAGUCCACAUGGAGGAAUCAUCUGUGAUGCAGGGAGCUCAAGGGGUUCUGGUGCAGAACUGGCCAACCGUUUCCAGUGCUGCAGAAAAUGAGGGUGGCGAGGUAUCUCCACCCGUAGGUGCUGGCGUGGACAGUAACAGUUGGCAUUUUCGGUAUGGCCCGGGGGGACCUGCACCUCAGCAUCUGAAACCUGGUGAGAUCCCACCUGAAGCCUUCAUCAUCCCUGGUUCUCCCGCCAUCAUCUCCAUCAGACAGGGCCAAGACAGCGAUGACAGGAAGGAUGAGGCCAAGAAGAAGAAGAAGAAGAAGAAGGAGAAGAAAGACAAGCGGGAGAAAGGGAAGGAUGAUGAUGAGUAGGGACAUGGAAGAAGAGUUUUCAAAGAUAUGUUCUUAAUAAGACAGAGAUCUCAACAGGUGUCUGCGUGAUGGAAAUGGCUGAUAAUAUCACUACUAGAGGAUAUUACAUCAUUUUAACCCCAUUUUUUCUCAUUUGGAGCUAAAACUAAUCAUGAUGAGUCAUGUUGCAUGAUGCCUCUAAUUAAGAUCUUUAAACUGGCUGAGAGUCUCAUUCUAUCAGAUUACUGUAAACCCUGUUCUGUUUACUGAUGUAAUUGAUGGGAUCGAUUUAUGUUCCUCUGUGCUCCACAGUGCCUCACCAACAUCUCUUCUCAAAAGAGACAGAGAAACAAACAAGGGGGGAAAGGGUAAGAUCAGGUUAUCACGUCAUCCUCCUUAUUUGUUUCAGGCUGCUGUUGACACCUCUGUCUUAUUCGUCCUCGUGGGUUUUGUUUUCCGAGCUUGUCAGAGAGCGGGACAAAAUCGGAUUUGAAAAGUUCAAAAGCAGUGUGCCACUUCUGGUGUGCUAAAGGACAGAACUCGAAAAGGGGGACAGCAUGGUUAGGGAAAAAAAAGGUUUUUGGGAGGGGGGGAAAAAGAAAAACGUUGCGAUGGGAAGCGGGACGCGUGUGCUGGUGUAAAUAUGGCGGCCCAUGGACGAGCCGCCCGCUGUUCUGUAAAGUUAAACGCAGUGACGAUGUUAAACUAAAUGCUUCUGCUUGCUUAUGUUCUCUGUCUCCGUGUCCACGAUGGAGGAGCAUCUCGGACAAAUACGGGACAUAAAGACAAACACGAAGGUCUUCAAAAAAGGGCACAGUCUGGGAGAGAGAGGAAUAGUUGUUUAUGUAUACGCAAAAAACCCCCCAAAAAAACAAACAAAAAAAAAACAUGCUGAAUUGUGAACUGCAAGCGCUUUUGUUCAUUUUGUUUAGUACUGCUUUUGUUACUAGUACUCUCUCCCUGUCAUUGUAUAAGUGCAUUAUUUCAAAAAAAGAAUUCCCCCCACCCCAACCCUACACACACACACACACACACACACACACAAACACACACACACACACACGUGCACACACACCACAUUCCAUUUUAAACAGGGUUAAAACAGUGCUCCAAUAGUGGGCAGAAGCCAGCAAAAAGGGAGCAGCAGGUACAGCCUGGGCUUAGAUAAACGUAUGCAGCUGCCUGUUACCAAGAGAGGUGUGUGUGUAUAUGGGUUUUUUUUUCCUCUGUCCUUUUCACUGUUGUGAGGGACUGAGCUCAAAGAGAUUUUCUGAUUCUAAAGGGGGAAACCGAUAGCUCAUAUGGCUUUACAAUACAUGUAAAGAACUUUACUAGAAUUGAUUAGAAAGGCUCUCCACCCUCUCAUCUCCUGAAACGUCUUACGAUGGCCUAAUUCUUAUGAUGUGAAUGUUCUGUAGCACUGACCCUACGCUAGUUUUGUUUUUUUUUUCCUUUAAACCUUGGACUUUGACCUUUAAACCUGUUUCUGUGCCUGCUUUCUCGGCCCAUCUGAGGAUGUGGUCAUGUCUUGUAUCAUGUACCCUUGCCUUUCUGCCUGCAGGGCUAACACACGCUCAGUGCAAUUAAAGGGCAGGUUUGCAUUCCUGGUUUUUGAUUUGGAAAAAAAAAAAAAGGGUGGUGUUUUUUUUUUGGUUUUUUUCUUAAGCUGUGUUUUUCUAAGCUUUAAAAUGAUCUAUAUUACAUCUGUAAAGUGCAUCUAUUGUGCUCUCCUUCUCUCUCUCUCUCUCUCUCUCUCUGGCUCUCUGCCCUGGGUUCAUCCUCUGUUCUAUCUGAGUGUUGGGUAGGCUAGCUCUAGUCAUUGUGGUAUGCGCACAUAGCAUGGAGUAAUGCUGAUAAAGCCUAUUAACCCCCCCCCACAGGGAACAGAGGUAACUCUGAGAACUCCAACAGAUACGUACACAGUCCAGAGCUUUAUCCAGUGAACAUCACUCCUCUUUUUGUCUGAGUGUGUGGAUGUGCGUGCCUGCGUGCGUGUGUGUGUCACCGAUGUUGAUGGCUGGUCUUUCACUGCUUGUGUUUGAUAUGCGGGAGGGGAGAGAAUAGAUCCAGCAUAAAGGGCAGAGUUUGGCCAGGGCAGGUCAUGAUGUGGCUGAGUAAAAAUAAUGAAUCAUAAGAUUAACUAAUGUGAAGUUUUCUUUAUUCACAUAGGCUUGAAUCAGAAAUCUGAACAGGACUGAAAUGGUUACUGGGUAAUUGCAGUACACAGUCUACCAGAUGAAGUGGACUUAUUUACUCUCCAGUCUCUGCCCUUAUGUUUUUUGGUGGAGUGGCAGUGACAUGCUUCUGCUCUGCUGCUAUUGGUUCCCUCCCCUGCCUGUCUACUCUGUAGCCACACCCCCAAACCCAUGGCUCAAUCUGACGUCACAAUCGCUCAGCUGUGACUGCUGCAUGACCUAGUCAGAAGGAAACCUACUAUAUAGAGAUAUAUAUGAAUAUAGAUAUAGAUUGCUAUGAUUUAACUAUUUUGGUUAUGAUUUUUAUCCAUUAUUCACACAAGAAAUUUGUGUAUGUACUGUCUCUGCCAUGCAUUUGCGUAUUAAAACCCUCCGCACCCACUUAAAGUGGCCAUGAUGUUACUAAACCUUCUAGUGAUUUGUAAAUGCUAUCUAGUGUGAUGCCCUGAAGCUUUUGAUCAGUCCUUUCCUUACCUUUCAGUUUUUGACUUUCAGAAACUAAGGAGAAAAAAAAUGAAGAAAAGACUUUUGUGUCUGGGUUUGACAUACUAAUCUAACACUCUAUUAUUGUAACUGAAUUAUUAUGUAUCUCUAUCUCUUCUUCACCCAUUUAAGAAAAAUGUAAAAAUAAAAAAAUAUAUAAAAAUCCUUAAAAUGUUAAAAAAAAAAAAACAAAAAAAAAACCUCUGAUAUAAAUCAGUAUAUGUAUUGUAUGCUUGUGAGAGUUCAUGCUGUUCAUUUUUUCCCUCAGUGUCUGGUGCUGGUCAGUAGGUGACUCUGCGCAGUCCGAGUGGACAGUGCUCAUCUGUUGUUAAACCUACUUUUGUACACCUGCUCAUCAAACUGUGACCGUGAAAUAGUAAAGUCCAUUUAUCUUU
Messenger RNA from Electrophorus electricus (electric eel), 6340 nucleotides. Its product is annotated as protocadherin alpha-C2-like. Gene Ontology annotation, molecular function: calcium ion binding. The record is from RefSeq and is a predicted model, not a curated record. NCBI's taxonomy places the organism in Eukaryota, Metazoa, Chordata, Actinopteri, Gymnotiformes, Gymnotidae. Gene Ontology annotation, biological process: homophilic cell-cell adhesion. Gene Ontology annotation, cellular component: plasma membrane.